AUGGAGAGAGACAAAGAGAUAGAGAACCUGAGCCGUGUCGGUGAUGGCGUGACAUCGUGGCCCGUGAAGCUUACAAGACCAGAGCGGAGACCUAUCUUCAUCAGUUCAUCUAAUCAUCUUGUACCCACGCCGCCACGCGAGACCCACUUUCCGCUGCCGCCGCCCACGGAGACUCAUCACACUCACAGAAAAGGUUCAACUUCAAAUUCUUUCGAAGUCAACGUGGAAUUGCCAACAACUAAUGUUGCUAUUCCAAUUCUAGAAAAUGUGGAUGUUCCAAUUCUACAAAAUGUUGAUGUUCCAAUUUCAGAAAAUGUCGAUGUUCCAAUCUCUCAAACACAAUUUCAAAGAAUUGACCUUGAUUCUUUCAAUUAUGAUCCCGGAACACGUAAACAAAUAUUGGAAUAUCAUAUGCAGCUUAUUGUCUACCAUGCUUUUGUCUUUUAUAAUUCAAAUGGGGUUGUGGGACAAAAUACAUUCAUUGUUGGUGGAUUUAGAAAUUGGAAAAAGGUUGCUAAAAUAAUUGAAAAAGCUCCCAAAAAUGCAACCUACACAUCACCUAGGAUUCAAAAGGAAAUUCUACAUGUUUACUCAGUCAAAGUGAAGAAGGCCAUUCGGGAAGAAAUUGGUGAUGCAAAGUUUUGCAUAAUGGUUGAUGAAGCUCGUGAUGAGUCCAUGAAAGAGAAAAUGGUUGUGGUUUUUAGAUAUGUUGAUGCAGAAGGCUUUGUGAAAGAACCUUUUUUUGGGCCUAUUCAUAUUGUUGACAUUGCGGCUUUGACUCUAAAGAAGGGGAUAUAUUCUUUGUUAUCUCAACAUUGUUUAGAUAUACAAAAUAUUCAAGGGCAAAGAUAUGAUGGAGCAAGCAACAUACGAGGUAUGUGGAAUGGAUUACAAGCUUUGAUUUUGAAUGAUUGCCCAUAUGCUUACUACAUCCAUUAUUUUGCACAUCGCUUACAAUUGGCAUUAGUAAAAGCAUCAAAACAAGUUGUUCCCAUUAAUCAUUUUUUUCUUACAUUGCUUUUUCUGAUCAAAAUUGUUAAUGCUUCAUGCAAGCGUAAUGAGCAAUUGAAAGUUGUCAAUGCUAAUGAAAUAGCACAUUUGAUUGAUCUUGAAGAGCUUGAGACUGGAAAUGGACUCAAUCAAAUUGGCACUUUACAACGACUUGUAGAAACACGUUGGAGUUCACAUUUUAGAUCAAUUUCUAGCUUAUUAAAGAUGUUUACUUCAACUGUUGAAAUUUUACAAAAUAUAAUUGAUGAUGCAAUUAAUGGAGAACACUGGGCAGAAGCAGAGUCAGCUUAUGAGGGUUUAACUUCAUUUGAAUUUGUCUUCAUCUUGCAUCUUGAGAAGGAAACUAUGGAGAUCACUGAUAAACUUUGUCAAACUUUGCAAAGCCAAUUUCAAGACAUUUUAAAUGAACUAAACUAUCGGUUUAAUGAAGAUGCAAUGGAGUUACUUAGGCUUAGCUCAGCUUUAGAACCUUGA
This is a messenger RNA of Quercus robur (English oak), 1485 nucleotides long. RefSeq lists its product as uncharacterized. The transcript is spliced from 5 exons. The record is from RefSeq and is a predicted model, not a curated record. Bases 1 to 1485 code for a protein of 494 amino acids. NCBI's taxonomy places the organism in Eukaryota, Viridiplantae, Streptophyta, Magnoliopsida, Fagales, Fagaceae.